AUGGGAUUUCUUUCAAUUUUUCAAAGAAAUGAAGACGUCGAAGCUAAGUUAGUCGAAAAGGGGUUUGAGAUCUCGGAUUGUGACUUGGACUGUGGUAGUUGUACGUCAAAAUUCCCUUCCUCAGUGAAGUUUCAAGACGAUGAUGGUAGCUCCCUUUGGGGAUCAACAAAGCCAUUCGGUCUUCAUGUGGUGGUACCAACUGGUAAGACAGAUUGGAGGCACGACGCCACCGGGCAUAGUGGCACGUUGUCCCACGCAGUUUCUUCUUGGGCUGGCAGAUCAGACAAGAAAUUUCCCAAGUUGGGAGAGGCGACAAAUAUCAAAGUCACGGUCUCAUCGUUAUCUACAAAGGGACAUGACUUGGGAGACGAAGAGUACUGUAGCGAAAAGAGGGGAGAUUUAUUAUUGUUACCCUUGUUUGUCUGGGUUAAGAAUGUAACUAUUGCCAACGUUGGAGAUGUCUUGGAUACAGUCAUCCCAGCUAUACUUGACAGCAGAGAAGAACAAAAGACUGAAUUGCCAUACAAGUCAGUCCCUGGAUUUCCUGAAGCUCAAAUCUCCGCUAAUGGUAACCAAUCAUAUAUCUUCUUGUGUUCUCAUAAGACUAGAGACAAGAGAUGUGGGAUUACGGCUCCCAUCAUGAAAAAGGAAAUGGACAUCUACUUAAGAGAUCUUAACUUGAUUAGAGAUCAUGGUGAUGAUCGUCCUAAUGGGGUGACUGUAGCAUAUGUCAACCAUAUUGGAGGACAUAAGUUCGCCGCUAACGUUAUCAUCUUCAACAAGAAGACAGGGAAAAACAUAUGGUUGGCAAGGUGUGCUCCAAACAAUGUAAAGCCUAUCAUCGACGAGUGUAUAGUAGCAGACGGUAAGGUUUGGCCCAACAAAGUGCGUAUAGCGCAGAAAUUUAAUCCAGUUGAGUGGUAA
Molecule: messenger RNA, 924 nt
Organism: Dujonia railenensis
Lineage: Eukaryota; Fungi; Ascomycota; Pichiomycetes; Serinales; Debaryomycetaceae
Source: the annotation of a GenBank genome assembly